Macrosteles quadrilineatus (aster leafhopper) is the source of this 1337-nucleotide messenger RNA. Its product is annotated as arginase-1-like. The coding region runs from base 165 to 1337 and encodes 390 amino acids. The transcript is spliced from 9 exons. The record is from RefSeq and is a predicted model, not a curated record. Gene Ontology annotation, cellular component: cytosol; nucleus; cytoplasm. Gene Ontology annotation, molecular function: arginase activity; manganese ion binding. Lineage: Eukaryota; Metazoa; Arthropoda; Insecta; Hemiptera; Cicadellidae.
UGUAAAUCUGUCAUCAAAAGAUAACCUCUUGCCAUCUAAACAGAGGUACAUUGAUAGUUUAAAACAUCUUAAUUCUUGGCUGACUAGACAAAAUGUUUAAUGUAAUUGAAUCUCAGUGUGAUGUUUUAUAUCAGAUGAGCUGUUGCUUGUAGACUAAGUGAGAAAUGAACACCUUUUUAAGAUCCGUGGUGAGAAGAUUCUCUUCUCUGGCAGAUAAAGAACCUGUUAACGAUGGAAUACCUUCGUUAAAGAUCGGUGUUAUCGGUGUUCCACUCAGCAAAGGUCAGACCAAUGAAGGUGUUAGAAAAGGACCUCAGGUUAUCCGUGAGCGAGGAGUUUUGAAGGAAUUGAAUGCUUUGGGUCAUAAUGUAAGGGACUACGGUGAUAUAACGUACAAGUUCAGCCAUGAUCAGGUACAAAACACCUCCAACAGCUCUCAUGUCAAGAACAUGAAGGACUUGGAGGAUGUGGCUGCAUGCAACAGGGAAGUUAGUAAGAAGGUUCAGGAGAUUCUAGCAGAAGAUAGUCAAGUAUUGGUUCUCGGAGGAGAUCACAGUGUUUGUAUCGGCUCGGCGGACGGACUCAUACAGAAGUACGGAGAUAUUGGCCUCAUCUACGUGGACGCCCAUGCUGACCUUAACACAGCUGAUACUUCGCCUUCAGGGAAUGUACAUGGUAUGACAGUGGCACUCCUUGUAAAAGAACUCUACGAUUAUUGGCCUUACCUGCCUGGAAUGGACUGGCAAAAACCUGUAUUGCCUGUUAAGAAAAUUGCCUACAUCGGUCUUCGUUCUGUAGAUAAGUAUGAAAGAGUGCUUUUAGACAAGUUCUCAAUCCCUGCUUACGGAAUGGCUGAAGUAGAGAAGUAUGGAAUAGACAAAGUAACGGAGAUGGUGCUUGAUCAGGUGGACCCCAAAGGGAACCGAGCUUUACAAGUGAGCUUUGACAUUGAUUCAUUGGAUGUUUUGGAAGCCCCUUCCACUGGGUGUUCAGUUUGUGGAGGAUUAACUCUGAGGGAAGGAAUUCAUAUAUUGGAAAUUGUCCACCAAACUGGCAGGAUGAAAGUUAUGGACUUAGUAGAAGUGAAUCCAAAUAUUGGGUCAGAAAGGGAUGUGAAAAAGACAGUUGAUGCUGCACUUCACUUAAUCAAAGCAGCAUAUGGAUUUUCACGACUCGGAAAUGUUCCCAGGCAUAUCAAAGAUAUACCCACUUACAACAGUUUUCAACCAAGCAUGCACUGUGGAUUCGAUACUCCCCAGUGUGGACUAACGACGUCCGCACGGGUGAGUACUACGAGUCUAUGCUACGACUAUCCGCUGUACUAUCCUGAUAAUUAG